AUGCCGCCUUCUUCAGCAAUCAGUCCGUCUUUCCGCGCGACGCCCUCGUUCAAUCUCCGAGCCCCGGUCUUCUCCAACAUUGAGAAUUCCGCCAGUCUCAAUGAGCAGCCUACGAGCCCGGACGUCGCCGAUGAUGCGUCUCAGGGAUCUGGGAAGCGGAGGAGGCUUACGACGAGUGAUUUUACCAGGAGGAAACGUGCUGUGACGGCUUGUCAGUUUUGUCGGAUGCGCAAGACAAAGUGUGAUAAUGUUCGUCCGAAAUGCGGGUACUGCGUGCGACAGAGAGCAAAAUGUGUUUAUGGAGAUACGGAUGAGAUCGACGCUGAUGGGGAAGAUGUGGCGAUUUCUAAUCGCCAAUUGAUGGAGCAACUGGUGGAAAUCAAGGAGAUGCUUCAGAGGAAUGGGGGGUCCAAUCAUGGACACUCGGAUACUGACCCUUCGUUGGCGACUGCAACCUCACCACAGGCCCAGGCGGCAACAAGUCCAUGGGCAAGGUUCUCUGCCAACACGCCACGACCGAACGAGAGCAAACCUCCAGGAUUCCCAUUUGAGGCUCUUCGUUGCGAAUCUUUCCUACGUUGGCCAGCCCUUCGGAGCGUUGUUCCAAGUGAUGCCCAGGAUAUCGACUCUUUCCCGCUCAGCUCGGGAUACACUGAGAGCACUCUGCAAAAUAGAGGUGGAGGUCAAGGCAUAAACGAGUCGGCCUUUGUUCCCCUGUGCCGCAAGUUUCUUGCUCAGGUACAUCCGAGGAAUCCAGUUCUCGAUGGACAUGAGCUUAUGCGACAUGCUCGCUCCGCGGAGGAGGAUGGGUUGAAGUGGGAUUCCUCCUCAUGCCUUGUGCUGCUCGCGUGUGCAUUGGCUUCAUAUACAGACAUGUGGAGAAGACCAAACGAAUAUCCUAUCCCUCCAACCCCAGAACAACUUGGCAGUUUUGCCGACUCUCGAGAAAGGGCCAAAGCGGAACCUUACUAUGCGGCUGCCCAGAAGAGAAUGGGACUUCUCGGGAAUACCAUACAGGACAUCCAGUGCUACUUCUUUGCCACAAUCUUUGAGAAGUUUGCUCUUCGACCACUGAGAGCCUGGUGUUAUAUCCAGCAGGCUUGCUCGAGGUUGGAAACUCGUCUUUUGCAGCGUGGUGAACGACCUUGGGCUGCUUUUCGGGACACAAGCCCCGAGGACUAUCACCUCGAGCAAAGGCUCUUUUGGUCAUGCUUUCGGGCUGAGAGCGAACUGGUUUUCGAGUUGGGACUGCGACCAAGUUCGCUAGAGAACUUCUCAUACCCACAGCCUUUCCCAACGCCUCCAGAAGGCCUCUUGUCUGAUUUUAGCCCAACCACAGACGGGUCGUCAGUGGGUCCAGAUGAAGAGCAACGCCAAGUCGAUGAGAGAGGAUGGUGUUACUACUUAUCAGAGAUAUCUAUCCGACGUACUGUUGAUGAGACACUCAAUCUCUUGUAUAGACACGGCGAGGGUUAUUGGAUGAAGAGUCCUGGUCACUUAGUUCGCCAAUACCACGAGUGCGAACAGCAGAUAGCUCUGUGGAAAUAUCACCUGCCUUCUGUCGUUCAGUUCGAUGACGACGUACUCGCAGAUGAAGAAUUUGCGGCAGCCCUCCAAGGCCGUGCAUCGCUCUGGCGAGAAUACACCCUCCGCCCAAUCCUCUACUACGUCCUCCACCACAACCCAGAAGAACCCAUCCACCCCGAAGCCGAAGCCCUCGCCGCAAAGGAGAUUCAAAUCUGUGCUACCAUGGUCCAUCGCAUGGCUUUUCAUCGACGACACGGCGGGACAUGGCUCAUAUCCCGCAAGAUCUUUAUGGCUGCUUGCAUUAUUAUUGCUGCUGCCGCGAACUCACAUAGAGUAUCUCCCCCUGAAGAGUGGCAUACCCUUAUUGGGAUUGCGAUUCAGUCGCUUGAGCGGUGGGCGGGGGAGGCGUCUGAUCUACAGCGGAUGGCGAACAUUUUAGUUUCCAUGUACCGGGAAACGUGCAGUCAAAGAGGCGAGCUCGAUAUGAUGGUUUUGGAGUAA
Fusarium keratoplasticum is the source of this 2028-nucleotide messenger RNA. Its product is annotated as Zn(2)-C6 fungal-type domain-containing protein. Gene Ontology annotation, biological process: regulation of DNA-templated transcription; DNA-templated transcription. The transcript is spliced from 4 exons. The record is from RefSeq and is a predicted model, not a curated record. NCBI's taxonomy places the organism in Eukaryota, Fungi, Ascomycota, Sordariomycetes, Hypocreales, Nectriaceae. Gene Ontology annotation, molecular function: DNA binding; zinc ion binding; DNA-binding transcription factor activity, RNA polymerase II-specific. The coding region runs from base 1 to 2028 and encodes 675 amino acids.